Molecule: messenger RNA, 1649 nt
Organism: Eucalyptus grandis
Lineage: Eukaryota; Viridiplantae; Streptophyta; Magnoliopsida; Myrtales; Myrtaceae
Product: transcription factor bHLH30
Exons: 2
Coding region: 593-1375 (260 amino acids)
Biological process (GO): regulation of DNA-templated transcription
Molecular function (GO): DNA-binding transcription factor activity; protein dimerization activity
Source: RefSeq, a predicted model, not a curated record
UAAAAAAGCCAAGUUCAACCCUUGCUCUCUCUCUCUCUCUAUAAAUGAAACUUCAGGUCCUCUCAUCUCGCAAACUCCUUUUUGCAAAGAAGAAAAAAAGCUCUCAACGUUGUUUGUCCACUUUUUGUGCUUUGAAACCCGCAUCGGAAUCCCAAGGAAACAGCCAAGAGUUUCAAAGAAAUCAAGAAGACGACUUCGCACCUUUCUAAACGCCAUACCCACUUCCCAAGAACCACCACUUUGAACCUCCUCGAUCGAGACGAUGGAAUUCAAGACCAUAAAGAAGAAAAUGUGGAUCUUUUCUCCCUGAAAAUCUCUCUCUCUCUCUCUCUCUCUCUCUCUCUCUGUGUCUCUCAAAAUCAUUUCUCGAUCCUUGUCUUGUCUCGUGAUGGAAGUUAUGACCAUAAUUGCAAUAUCACUGACCAGCACCAACCGGAAAGCUAGCAACCAGCACAAUUUCCCCCUCCAAACACUCUCCUUUUGGUUCGCCCCCACCACCCGCCCGCCUGGCGCUUCCCUGUUUGGCCUUUGAAAAAGUUCCCGAGUUUUUCUGCUGUCAUUAGUUUCAUUUAGGAGAUCGAAGAGUUUCUAUAUGGCUCUCUACAGUAACUAUUGCGAUGGCUUACAUGGAUCGGACCCGCAUCAAAUGUUCGACCCGCUCUUGCUGGCUAAUGGGUCGGCACCUGCGAUGGACACGCCACAGUCGUUGGUGUUGGAUGGCGAGAAGAGCGAGCUUGUGAUCAAGGCUCCGAAUAGAGCGGCGAAGAAGAAUGUUCCGGAGGAGAAGGCGUUGGCUGCAUUGAGGAAUCAUAGUGAGGCCGAGAGGCGGAGGCGAGAGCGGAUCAACUCACAUCUCGCCACUCUCCGCGGCUUAGUUCCCGGCGAAGACAAGAUGGACAAAGCCACAUUGCUUGCUCAUGUCAUCGAGGAGGUGAAAGAGCUGAAGAAGACAGCACUGGAGGCAAGCAAAGGCCUUCUCGUGCCGCUGGAUGCCGACGAAGUCAAAGUUGAGCCGCUUGAUGACGCCACAGGAAAUGGUACGUUCUCUUUCAAGGCAUCUAUCUGUUGCCAAUAUCGACCCGAGCUGCUUUCUGAUCUCCGGCAGGCUAUUAAUGCCCUCCACCUGAAGAUUGUGAAGGCUGAGAUAUCGACUCUCGAAAGCCGCUUGAGGAAUGAGUUCAUCUUCUUGAGCGGCAAAGAGCAGUUUAGUUACAACUGGAGUUUGCAACGGCAGCUCCUCGCGAGCUCGAUUCGCCAGGCCCUCUGUAGUGUCCUUGCUAAGACUUCUAUAUCGUCUGAGUACUCGCCAAGAACAACGCUCCCAAGUAAAAGGCGAAGAGUCUCUUUCCUCAAUUCCUCGAGCCCAUCGUUGUGAGGGAUUGGAUUAUGAAAUCGGCAGACAGAGAGUAAUGUAGAUAGUCGGUCACAACAUACUCAUAUACAUCCUAAUAAAUGUCUGUGUACGUAGUUAAGAUUAAUACUUUCAGAAAUGUUGAACGUUUGAUAUGCGAAAGCUGACGAGAAGUUUGUAUGAGACUUGUGCUAGGAGUUUGUGUACACUGCGAUGUACAAUAGUAAGUGUGCUGUAUAACCGUUUCUGGACUCGGUUCAUGCUGAAAUAAAAGGAAGAAACUAAGUUCUACUGUGAA